Messenger RNA from Alternaria alternata, 1140 nucleotides. RefSeq lists its product as hypothetical. The record is from RefSeq and is a predicted model, not a curated record. NCBI's taxonomy places the organism in Eukaryota, Fungi, Ascomycota, Dothideomycetes, Pleosporales, Pleosporaceae. The transcript has 2 exons. The coding region runs from base 1 to 1140 and encodes 379 amino acids.
AUGCGAACGAGGAAGAGAGCGCUUGAAGAAGUCAGUCCCAACGAAUCGCCUGAACCAAAGCUAGCGAAAAGACUCACACGCGACCGAGAAAAUGCGUCUGUACGACUAGAGUCCGUGGUUCUACAACAUGCUGACCCUUUCUCGCUCAAGGAGGUGUUAACGCUACAGCUAAAGUAUGUAACGUACGCUAAACCAUCGUACAGCUUCGACCUGGAAGAUAUUAAGACAGGAAAGCAUAUCCAAACGGCCGCCAGAUAUAAGGAGCGAUAUGAUGGCAAGCCGGCCGAGAAAUUCCCGAAUUGGCCCUACGUAAUAUCCCAAGCUACAGCAGAGCUCGUCAAGAAGUAUAGCCUCGAAUCUAUCAAGCGUGACGAGGAUAGUUUCGACAUGGUGGUCUCGAACGACUUUACUGGAUAUGGGUUGCAGGAGGUUAUAGAGAACCAGCUCACAGCCAUCAACUCACUCAUGGCUAAGCGACACGUUUCGGCCGAUGAGCUUGCUGUUGGCCUCUGGGUACGCUUGUCAGCUUUCGCCCACUGGACUCAAUCGCAACAACUAGCGCCUUGGUUCAUGAUGGAUGAUGGUCAGCGCUGGCAGGACACUGUCGCAAUGAUUGGUAUCGCAAUUUUAGCCACGCUAAACGCUCUCGAUCGGGCAAAGCUACUCAUGGAGCACUCCCCGGUCAGGGACCUGGGUCUGGUUCUCGCACUUCUUGGAGACUUCAUUUGCGAUUGUCUGGAUCAAGCCACGACCAUCCCAUAUCUAUCAUCGAACCCUAGAGAAAUCUGCUGGCCGUAUAAGAUUGUCUCCUACGCCAAGGCCAACGGUAUCAAGAUCAAAGGCGUUCGGGGCAUCGAAGAGAGAUUCGUACAAAAGUUCGAUGACGUGGAUGAGGCGAACUAUUGGAAGAGAAAAGAGUGUGUUGAUCGCUGGGGCUGGGGUACAAAGUGGAGAAUUCUCUGUCAAGCGUACGGCGAACCACGUCACAUCUUCCAUUCGGGUCCACCACUUGGAGGAAAUUACUUUGAUAUCACACGCUGGCCCGCUGCUGAGAGGAAGAAGUACCACUUCGAGAACAAAGACCCUCUUGAGCCCGGAAACUCCCUAUUGCUGUGUUUGGAAAGUAGCCUUGGGCUAUGA